Molecule: messenger RNA, 1380 nt
Organism: Baudoinia panamericana UAMH 10762
Lineage: Eukaryota; Fungi; Ascomycota; Dothideomycetes; Mycosphaerellales; Teratosphaeriaceae
Exons: 3
Coding region: 1-1380 (459 amino acids)
Biological process (GO): transmembrane transport; carbohydrate transport
Cellular component (GO): membrane
Molecular function (GO): carbohydrate:proton symporter activity
Source: RefSeq, a predicted model, not a curated record
AUGGUACCGUUCGGUCAGCAAUUUGGCAGCCAGAAACUCCCGGACGGUAGCAGGGUGCUCACGGCUACGGAUGUUGCUCUAUACGUUGCUGUACCGAACUCUGGCUGCCUUCUCGGCCUUCCGGCUGCUGUGUUUCUCGGUAACAGGAUUGGACGGAAGAAGACGCUGCUCAUUGCGGCAUUCGUAAACGCCGCCAGUGCUGCUGUUCACACUGCCGCGCCUAAUAUUGCAGCACUGGUGGUUGCCCGCUGGAUACAAACCGCCUCUAUCCUUAUGUUCAUCGUGAUGUCCAGCGCCCUCCUAGCGGAAAUUAGCCCUUCCGAAAUCCGAGGCAUCCUCACGGGCCUCUCGAUUGUCCUUAUCGACGCUGCGGCGAUCGUGGCCCAGGGCGUGAACUACGCUUUCAGCAAGGUCAUGGCUCAGUACGCCUUCCGUGUGCCUCUGGGAAUCACUGUCGCCAUCGCAGUACUGCUCUUCGGUGCCUUGCUUUUCAUUGAUGACAGCCCUACACACUACCUAUCAAAGGGUAACGAAGAGCAAGCCUGGCGGAGUCUGCGACGGAUCCGGAGAGGUUACACCGAGGCCGACUUGACCGUUGAAAUGGCCUCGCUCAAACAUCAGGCGGUGCUGGUCGAAACUGAGACUCAGAUGUCCCGGAAGGAACUCUUUAAAGGCACGAACCGACGACGGACGUUCAUCGCACUUGCAGUGGCCAACAUGCAGCAGCUCUCAGGUAUAGCGUUUGCCACCAACUACGUGACAGUCUUCCUGAGCACCAUCGGCGGAGACGUCAGUGCGUUCACUCUUGCAAUGGUCGUCGCCGUGCUGGCCUUCGCUGGAGCCGUUGCCGGCCUGUUCAUCGUCGACCGCGUAGGCCGCCGCUUUCUCGCACUGAGUUCAUUCAGCAUACUCUUCGUUAUCAAUCUCGUCGUUGGAAUCAUGGGCUUUCUCCCACUCACCAACCCUGCGGUGCCUCGGACUAUCGCUGCCUUCUGCUGCAUGUUCGCUUUCUUUUUCGCGGCAGGGUUCGGCCCUCUCACUUACAUAUUGAGUGCGGAAGUACCUACGGCUCGGCUUAAAAACGCUAGCAGUGCGUUCUGCUUCUUCUGCGUGGCUUGCUUCGCCACGGUGGUGGUGUACUGUCUCCCUUACAUCGCCGAUGCUGGCUACGGCAACCUCGGCGCAAAGACCUAUCUCAUCUUUGCGGCCUGGAUGUUGGGAUGCAUUGUUGUGACAUUCUUUUGCAUUCCCGAGACCAAGGGCCGCACUCCGGCAGAACUAGAUGAGAUGUUCGCCAUAAAGCUGCCCGCUCGUAAAUUCAAAGGUAUGUUCGCAGACUCUGCACUGGCCAGUCGUGAGCAAUCACUAAUGUGCUGCUAG